Messenger RNA from Staurois parvus, 1143 nucleotides. NCBI's taxonomy places the organism in Eukaryota, Metazoa, Chordata, Amphibia, Anura, Ranidae. The record is from the annotation of a GenBank genome assembly.
GCAUUGGAUCCCUCAACGUACUGCGAUCCCCCGGUGUACAGCCCGGACCUGUGCCCCAACAUGAUCGCCGCCCAGGCCAAGCUGGUAUACCAGCUGAACAAAUACUACACGGAACGCUGCCAGGCCAGGAAAGCGGCCAUCGCCAAGACCAUCCGGGAGGUGUGCAAAGUGGUGGCCGACGUCCUGAAAGAGGUGGAGGUGCAGGAGCCCCGCUUCAUCAGCUCCCUGACCGAGAUCGAUGCCAGGUACGAGGGCCUGGAGGUGGUCUCCCCCCCCACCGAGUUCGAGGUGGUGCUCUACCUCAACCAGAUGGGGGUCUUCAACUUCGUGGAUGACGGCUCCCUGCCGGGCUGUGCGGUGCUGAAGCUGAGCGAUGGUCGGAAGAGGAGCAUGUCCCUGUGGGUGGAGUUCAUUACGGCCUCCGGCUACCUCUCGGCCAGGAAGAUCCGCUCCCGCUUCCAGACUUUGGUGGCCCAGGCCGUGGAUAAGUGCAGCUACCGGGACGUGGUGAAGAUGAUCGCCGACACCAGCGAGGUCCGGCUCCGGAUUCGGGAGCGCUAUGUGGUGCAGAUCACCCCGGCCUUCAAGUGUACCGGCAUCUGGCCCCGCAGUGCGGCGCAGUGGCCCUUACCCCACAUCCCCUGGCCGGGCCCCAACAGGGUGGCAGAGGUCAAGGCGGAGGGUUUCAACCUGCUGUCCAAAGAGUGCUACUCCCUGACCGGCAAGCAGAGCUCCGCCGAGAGCGACGCCUGGGUGCUGCAGUUUGCCGAGGCCGAGAACCGGCUGCUGCUGGGGGGCUGCAGGAACAAAUGUCUGUCCAUCCUGAAGACCCUGCGGGACCGGCACCUGGAACUGCCCGGACAGCCGCUCAACAACUACCACAUGAAGACCCUGCUGCUCUACGAGUGCGAGAAGCACCCCCGUGAGACCGACUGGGACGAGGCUUGCCUAGGGGACCGGCUCAAUGGCAUCCUCCUCCAACUCAUCUCCUGCCUGCAGUGCCGCAGGUGUCCGCACUACUUCUUACCUAACCUGGACCUGUUCCAGGGCAAACCCCACUCUGCCCUGGAGAGUGCGGCCAAGCAGACCUGGAGACUUGCCCGAGAGAUCCUCACCAACCCCAAAAGCCUAGAUAAACUAUGA